This is a messenger RNA of Misgurnus anguillicaudatus (oriental weatherfish), 2247 nucleotides long. It is a transcript of the gene nkx1-2a, whose product is annotated as NK1 transcription factor related 2-like,a. Gene Ontology annotation, biological process: cell differentiation; regulation of transcription by RNA polymerase II. Gene Ontology annotation, molecular function: RNA polymerase II cis-regulatory region sequence-specific DNA binding; DNA-binding transcription factor activity, RNA polymerase II-specific. Lineage: Eukaryota; Metazoa; Chordata; Actinopteri; Cypriniformes; Cobitidae. Gene Ontology annotation, cellular component: nucleus. The record is from RefSeq and is a predicted model, not a curated record.
UAAUAUUUUCUUUCUGCUUCUGUUUUAUCUCUUUUUAUUUCUAUGCAAGCAGUUAAGUGAACAAAAUAAGUACCAUUAAAUCACUGGCUAUAGAGUCAGACAAUAAAGUAGGACUUUUUAUCAGUGUUGGACACACUUGUAUUGAUCCAUCUCCGGACGAUUGAUGGCACAAAGUGAAUGUGAAAAUACUGACUUGUGCGAUUGACUGAAGUAAACACACUGAAGUAACCCAUAGAUUGCCAAAAAAUCAUUUUGUUCACAAAUUGCAAUUGGUACCCUUGAUGGUAAAGUGGACAGCUUCAUGUGCAAUAAUUAUGCAAUUAAAAAUGUUAAACUAUUUGCUAUAGCCAAAACAUGGAUUUGUUAACUUAACUAAUAUUCAACCAAUUUGCAAAACAGUUUUCUUAAAUGCACUGAAAUACAAGUCUUUAAAAUUAAGGGUUUACCAUCUGAAAAGAAAACAUACAUUCUUUAAUUUAUUCUUUAAUUCGCUGUGCUCUAAACUUGACAAGGAUUCAUAUUAUAAAAAACAAAAAUCCUAACACGUAUAUAUACUGCAAAAAGCAUUACAUAACAUUUAUUUUAAUGAGAGCAUGCUAAAGAUUUGAUGCAACAGUGUUGUUCUUUAAUGCCACUUGUCAGCCUGGGAACUUUUGUUUUGUUGGUCCAUUCGUAUUGAUUGAAAUAAGCGCAAGUUUAAAUAUCGAACCCUCUCAGCCAAUCACGAGAGGUCCUGUUAAACGCUUGUGUUCGCGCGUCUCCUUUAAUGGAUCUGGAGCUGGAGCGCAGCGCACCUUCAUCCACUGACAUCUGAGCGCAUCGCAUCCGUCGACAAGCUGUUUUCACUUCACGUGACUGCUUAACAAGACAUUAAUAUCAGAAAUACUUCUAGACUUUGGACAUCUUGGAAAAUGCUUGAAUAUAAAGAGUCAGGAAUGAAAACGACAUCAAGUCACAGGAUUUCUUUUUCAAUUAUUGACAUACUGGAUCCCCAAAAGUUCACAAGUAGAAAGACAGAAGCCUUAUCGGAGACAAAACGAGCAUCUCAUUUGGAAAACACAGAAUUUGGAAGUUUGGAGGAACAGGUCACAAGCAAAGAAAGUCAUGGACACGGAGAAUCUCUUCACAUAAAUACAGGAGAUCAUUCAGCUGAAGAGCAUCAAAGAUGUGUUAGGCUGCAUCCUCCAGAUCCAAACACUGAGUCUGACUCAGUGACUGCUCUCGAAAGCUCCGGAUGUUCGUCUUGUGAAGAUCCAAAUGAAGCAUGCGAAGACAAAGUCAACCCAGCAUCGGAUGAUCUGGCACGCCAGCGACGCCAGCGUCGAUCCGAUCAUCACAGUUGCGCGAAACCGCGCCGCGCCAGAACCGCGUUCACGUACGAGCAGCUGGUGGCCCUGGAAAACAAAUUCCGCGUUACGCGUUAUUUAUCCGUGUGUGAGCGACUGAACCUCGCAUUGUCCCUGAGCCUCACCGAAACACAAGUCAAGAUUUGGUUCCAGAACCGAAGAACCAAAUGGAAAAAGCAGAACCCUGGUGCUGAGAGCUCACUGCAAGCCGGAACGAACUCUCUGACUAGCAUCAGCCCAACCUGUGGAUCCACAUCAGCGCUUCACCCUCCGUUCAGCACCGGGAAUGUUAUCUUUCAUUCUGCUGUACCGCUUGCGCCCUCCGGUGCGCUCUUGCAUCCGUUUUUGACCGAUAGCUUUUUGCAGCCUGCAUUUUUUACUCCACAUUUAUGAAGUAAAACGAAUGGCCGUAAACUACCUGUAAAUGUGAAUUUAUAAAGCUGAAUUUUAUAAAUGUGGAUUUAUAAAGUUUCUUUUAUAUGUUUUUGGGGCGUAUUUGGUUUUAAAUUUUAAGAUUGCAGCUUUAAUAUUAUUUAAUAGACUAUUAUAUUAUUUAAACGACAGUUUGUUUUCAUUGACAGUUUAGAGAUAUCAAUACUUGUACCUCAAGAAAUUAUUUAUUUCAAAGAUCUGUUGACAGAAAAAAAUAUGAUAAACAACUCUUGUAGAUGUCUAUAUAUAUAAUAAACUGUGCCAGCAAGUAACCUACUGUAAAUAAGUAGCAUUACAUUUUUUAAAGAAUGCAUUGAAAGACAUUGGUAUGUGUGCAUUUUGAACGAGGUCAUUACUAUCAAUAAAAUCACACUGAAUUUUUUUUUUUUAAUCGAAAGAUACAUUUAUUUUUUCGUUGUACCGGUGCGUAAUUCAAGAGUUAGAGACCUCUUCGCGCUGAUUGGUUGGA